Messenger RNA from Cryphonectria parasitica EP155, 1998 nucleotides. RefSeq lists its product as uncharacterized. The record is from RefSeq and is a predicted model, not a curated record. Gene Ontology annotation, molecular function: protein binding. The coding region runs from base 601 to 1602 and encodes 333 amino acids. The transcript is spliced from 3 exons. NCBI's taxonomy places the organism in Eukaryota, Fungi, Ascomycota, Sordariomycetes, Diaporthales, Cryphonectriaceae.
AAGACGAUCCGCUCUCAGAAGAUCUCCAUACCUUCGCCUACAGACCCUACGUCUGCAGCAGCCGUCUCGUUCUCCAGAGACAUUGCUACCGAGUCGAUACCUCCCGUACCACGAAGUCACACCCCCGGUCGCCUCGCAUCCAGGAGCUCGACUUCGAGACGAAAACCCUCCACAUCCGACCUGUCCAUCAGGCAGAGGGCAGCAUCGGCUGUGGCCAACAACAAUAAUAACCCUCCUCCUCAUUCUUCCUCCUCGCAGACGAGUUCCCCCAAGGGCGCUCCGCCCGUGAGCGCCAGGCAUGCAAACGUACGAGAGAACGGCGAACUGGGUGCGGACGCUUCUCACAGGCCCGCUUCGUCAUCAGGGCAGGAUAGGGAUGGGCCCGGUGGCCGCCGGCCUCCAGCACUACGAUCGACCUCGGCCAUAGCGGGCAAACCUGGCACCGUGCCCGGUGGGCCAGCAGUCAUCUCGACACACCGUUCCUCUGCCGGCCGAUCCACAAAGCGCUCCUCUGCCACCGCCUCCUCCGCCUACACGCCCUUCCCGCCGCUCGCCUCUCCCAAUUCCGGACCUGACGUGGCUCCUGCGCCAUCAUCAGGCAUGUACUGGUCGCGGGCGCUCGUGUCGGGCCAGGGUCACCCCUCGCUUCGUGCCCACACCUCCACCAUCAUCGGCUCUAACGUCUAUGUGUUUGGCGGCUGUGACAGCCGGUCCUGCUUCAACGACCUGUAUGUCCUCGACGCCGACGCCUUUCACUGGUCACGGCCCUACGUGUCUGGCGAGAUCCCCGUGCCCCUGCGCGCCAUGACAUGCACGGCGGUCGGCAAGAAGCUGGUCAUCUUUGGUGGCGGCGACGGGCCUGCCUACUACAAUGACGUCUACGUGCUGGACACGGUCAAUUUCCGCUGGACCCGGCCGCGUAUUGUCGGCGACCGCGUCCCUUCUAAGAGGAGAGCCCACACGGCGUGUCUUUACAAGAACGGCAUCUACGUUUUUGGCGGUGGGGAUGGGGUGCGGGCGCUGAACGACGUCUGGCGGCUGGAUGUGAGCGACCUGACCAAAAUGAGCUGGAAGCUCAUCUCCAGCCCGACUGAGGGCAACCCAACACCGUCCCCCAGCAGGACCGCUGCUGCCGGUAAAGAUCUGCGGCCCAAGGCGAGGGGGUACCAUACGGCUAACAUUGUCGACGGGAAGCUCAUCAUCUUUGGCGGCUCCGACGGCGGCGAGUGCUUCAACGACGUGUGGGUCUACGACAUUGAAACCCACGUCUGGAAGGCGGCGCCCGUGUCCGGGACAUUCCGGCGGCUGUCCCAUACGGCGACCAUUGUUGGGUCUUAUCUCUUUGUCAUUGGCGGUCACGACGGCAGCGAAUACUCCAACGACGUCCUGCUUCUCAACCUGGUCCAGAUGACCUGGGACAAGCGCAAGGCCUACGGCAUCCCGCCGAGCGGGAGGGGCUAUCACGGCACCGUCCUGCACGACAGCCGCCUGCUGACCAUAGGCGGCUUUGACGGUGGCGAGGUCUUUGGCGACGUCUGGGUGUUGGAGAUGGCAGUGCACGCCUACUACUCGCAGAUCAGCCAUUUCCAAAUCGACGUCUAAGGGGGUGGUUUCUUCGCCUGAAGGCUGGUAGUAUGGAUGGAGAAAAGAAAGGAUGGAAGGAGAGAGGGAGAGAGAUAUAGAGAAGGAGGACUAACCAUAACGACUUGAUGGACUGUGACAAGCGAUGCUGAGCGCAUAUUGCUGUUGAUACCCGCUCCCUUGCUUUGUACCAUGUUAACGUGUUACUACGGUCCGGAGAUAUCUUGUUUUAUAUAUAUGUUGUGUACGACUGUAUAGUACGGCGCUAGACGGCGUUGAUGUGAAAACUAGGGCAGCGGAGGUCAAGAGAAAGGCGAGAGAAAGGGAAAGGGGGGUUGAAUAUAAAGGGCACGGGUUUCCUCUGGCUUAGAAGAGAAUUUUAUUAUGAACGUAUGAUCUAUCUAGCACUGUAUCAUC